This is a messenger RNA of Nilaparvata lugens (brown planthopper), 2337 nucleotides long. RefSeq lists its product as uncharacterized. The coding region runs from base 970 to 1866 and encodes 298 amino acids. The transcript is spliced from 4 exons. The record is from RefSeq and is a predicted model, not a curated record. NCBI's taxonomy places the organism in Eukaryota, Metazoa, Arthropoda, Insecta, Hemiptera, Delphacidae.
UUGGAAACUUGAUUAGGCUCUGAAUAAAUGAUUCGUUUCUUGUGCCAAAUAUAAUUUCGUGGGGAGUGUACCCGGUACUGUCACUUACACAGUUAUUAAUGCAGUGUUCUAGGAACGGUACAUAUUUGACCCAUUGUUGAUGACGGUGACUGCUAUAUGCUCUCAUAAAUCUUGAAAUUUCUUUCAUUUUUCUUUCCACUGGGUUUGCACUGGGAGUGUAUGCCGAGACUCUUGACGUUUUAAUGCCGGCUUGUUCUAAAAUUUGUUUCCACUUGGCACUGCAAAAAUAGGUUGCGUUGUCUGACAAUAUGCGCUGUGGUUUACCAACUUCAUUGGUCCAUCUUUCGGUGAUGCAUCUGGCUAAUUUUUCACCAGUGAUUUUACCAAUAGGGAAGAACAUUGUAUAUUUUGAGAACAAGCAGGUUAGGACAAAAAUAAAGCGUUUUUGGUGUAUAGACUGAGGUAGUGGCCCAUAGAUGUCAGCUGAUAUUAAUUCAAGUGGUUGUGAGGGUAAGAUAGGUAUCAUUUCUCCUGCUAUGUGAAAACGGUUAUGCUUUGUUUUUUGACAGAUGUCGCAGGCUCUUAUUAACUGUGUAACCUUUUUGUUCAAUCCCUUGAAGUAACAACACGUUUUCAGGGCAUGUAUUGUUUUCUUUAUACCAAAGUGACCAAUUCGUUCAUGUGUUUCCAAAAUUACGUCCUUUUCUAGGGUGUGUGGUAUGACUAGAUGCCAAAAAUCGGAGUUUUUAUUAGCCUUAUAAAACAAAUGGUCGUUGAACACAGUGUAGCGUUGUAGAUACUGGUGCUCUUUUACUGGAGGGUUGGAUAACUUGCGAAUGAGAUCUGUGAUUUUGUUGUCCAUUGAUUGUGCGUUUUUAAAUUUUUCAGAUGUGAGGAGUUCGGUGUGCAGGAGCGGCGAUAUAUUGAAGGGUAACGGCACUGGUUGAUCUUCGGCUACAUAGCAUUGGAAUGUCGUUUCAUUGGCAUAGGUGUCACUUCCUUCUCUGGACAAGAAAUCAGCAGUUUGAUUUCGUUUACCUGGCAGGCAAGUCGGGUGAACCUGAGAUUUCGGCCGUUGAAGAGGAAGGACAGGUAAUCUCGAGAUUCUUCUGCCACUUGUACCUGCCAAUAUCCGGCGCUGAGGUCGACGGUGGAGUAUAUGGUCUUGCCAUGGAACGUCUGCAACACCUGAUCGAUCUGGGCGGGAGCUUCACGGUCGUCGUCGAGAAUCAUGUUCAGCUGGCGGGCGUCGAGACAGAGUCGGGUGGAGCCGUCCUUCUUCGAAACGCAGGUAAUACCAGGAAGGAGUAUGGGAAGCACUUUCCUUCGACUUGGAUCUCCAGGAGGCAUUGUUUAGAUAUUCGGAGACGACGUCCUGGUGUGACACCUGAUAGGAGGGUGUCCAUAUCCAUGGCGGGAUCGGGUGUACAUCGAACGGUCAUCCGCUGGUUCUUCAUCCGAGCAACGGUACGAGAAAUGGGAGUUCCUGUUUCUGGGGCGUCGUCGUCCGUAUGCUCUCCCGAUGUUUCGUCCUCCGGCUCUUGGGCUGCCGACGGAUCUUCCACUAGGAUGCAGCUCUCCUCCACCUGUGUCGAAGAUAAAUCAUCCAGUACAUUGGGAUGGAAAUCGGCGGAUGCGGUGGCAGAUGCGGAUGGCGGCGAACAGUCGGGUGAGAUGUCCUCGGUGUCUGACAGACUUGGAUUGACCUGGUCGUUUCCUGCCAUGGUUUGUGAGAGAAUAACGCGACGAACGUGUGCGGUGAAUAAAAAACGUGAAAGUGUUGAGAUAUACAAAAUAAUUAAUAAGAAAUCCAAUAGAAAUUACUAUAGCUUCGUAGUGAGUGAAAUACAGAAAAAAGUGGUUUAGCAAUGUGUUCAGUGAUAAAAUGAGUCAAGUUAGCAAUAUCGUUAACAUAAAAAAUGACACGAACAUACAGGAUACACAGUGAACACUUAUGCGGUAAUACAGGUACGCCUCUUAUAAUUUAUUAUUACUAUUAUUAUAAAUAUUUUAUUCUUAUAAUUUCUUGCCGCAAUUAUAUAUAUAGGCUAGUGUUCUUUGCAAAAUUUUAUAUAAAAGCAGUGAUACUCUGCUUAAAUUAUUCCGCAAUAUAUCCGUGAUUUAAUUUUACUUCCCUCUUUAUGUUUUAAAAACUUUUAAAAUGUAAAUAACUUCAAUCCUCUUUUCUGUAAAUAUUUAUAAAUUGUUUCAAUAUAGACCUAAUAUUCUUCAAAUAAUAUGACCUUUCUUAUGAUAUCUCUUAUACCUAUGACUUAUAGUAUGACCAAUUUUCGAAUAACACGAUAAUAAAAUUCUGAGUUCGAUUUUUUCUCUAAA